Molecule: messenger RNA, 336 nt
Organism: Loa loa (African eye worm)
Lineage: Eukaryota; Metazoa; Nematoda; Chromadorea; Rhabditida; Onchocercidae
Exons: 4
Source: RefSeq, a predicted model, not a curated record
AUUAAAAUAAAGAAAAUAGAUUUGGAAAGUCUUCUUGAAACUACCGCUCAUCAACAACCGAAAAAUUUCUUAGAUCACUUAGCAACACCGCGACGUGUCGUACAAUUACCACCACCAACGAAGAAGUUGGCUGCCGAUCACCACGUCAGGGCCAAUUCGACAGCUGAUGAGCGAGCACGGUCAAAAUUAAGCAAGGAAGAUCGGGGAUUCUUCCGUAACAUCUUCAAGCGUGAUACUAAGGAUCGAAGGGGACGAGUUGCUGGAACAUUGCCGAAGUCAAUGAUUGUACGGUCACCAUUAGGUCCGUCCACAAUGGGAUCAUCCGCAAUUUUGAAA